ACGCAAUUCACUUUAGUAUGCUCUGCGAACACAGUCUCGUAUGGCGCGCGGCAUGUGUUUACUAUAAUUUUAAAUAUUCUUAACACAAUUUGCUAAUGAAUUUAUAGCUUUCGGCAGAAUUUCUCGUUGAUUAAGUGACAUUGUGAAGUAAUUGAGUCGCUGUGUGUAUGCAGAGUAAACAUUUAUAUUAAAUUUAUCACGGAACUGAUAUAUUAAGGCGUUUGUUUGUGUUACUAUACCGGUAACUCCCUACCAAAGAAAAUGGAGAUAUUUGGAACCGGAUUUUUAUUAUGGUGUAGUGUGGCAGUAAAUGCAGUGGUUGUGGCUACAGCAUCUCCUGCUCUAAUACUCACUCCUUACAUCAAGAAAAAUGAAACGGAAAAAGCUAGAAACCUGUCGUCAGUUGACAAGGGUCAGUUCCUUAAUGUGGUCAGUUAUUCUGGUUACAUAACGGUAGACGAGCGGUAUAACUCCAACUUAUUUUUCUGGUAUUUCCCUGUACCUGAUCAAAAUGUGACGGAAACUCCAUGGAUCAUAUGGUUGCAAGGGGGUCCGGGGGUCACUAGCCUGGCGGGACUAUUUGAAGAGAUUGGACCAUUUGAAUACGAAACGAAAUUAAAGUUGCGGAAUACAUCGUGGGGAAAAGGUCAUUCUCUUCUGUUCAUCGAUAAUCCUGUUGGGACUGGGUUCAGCUUUACCGACAGUGACAAGGGAUUCAUACAAAAUAUGGAUGAGUGUUCGGAGCAUUUAUACAAUUUUCUGCAACAAUUCAUGACCAUAUUUCCGGAGCUACGUAAGGCGCCGCUGUAUAUUGCAGGCGAAUCAUAUGCCGGCCGCUACGUUCCUGCAUUCGCCUAUAAAAUAUUACAAAUGAAAAAAAUGCAGCGAGAUGAUCCCAUUAAUCUACAGGGCUUGAUGUUAGGUAAUCCAGUUUUCAACCGCAAAGAAAUAGUGGAUUACACGAGAAUUUAUUAUCAAUGGGGUUUGAUCGAUUCUCAAGGUGUUUUAGCGGUGAAAUCUUUACAAGACGCUUAUGUACAAGCUAUAAAUGCGAACGAUUAUAUUUUAGCAAACCAUUUACGCAAUCAGUUGUUAGACAAAUUAGACGAAAUGGCGAUGCUUCAACAAAGUUACAAUAUUUUGAAAGACAAUAUAAAUGUUAGUGGAUUUAUGUCUUUCGUUGACCAAGAUGAAAUAAAAGAAGCCAUACACGUUGGGGACAUUGUAUACGAAUUUGCGAAUGGCACUGUUCAUCAAAAAUUAAUACCAGAUUUCUUGAAGGACAGUACGCCAAAAAUUCAGGCUCUCUUGGAAAAUUACAGGAUACUAAUAUAUUGUGGUCAGUUGGAUCUGGUUGCACCAUGUGUAUUAAGUGCAGAAGGACGCCGCCGCUCAUGGUACUGGAGUCAACGCGAGAAUUUCUUAACAGCGACGAGGAUUCCGUGGCGGUACAACGACAGCGUGGCCGGAUACGUUAAGAGUGGCGGCCGGUUGACUGAAGUCCUAGUACGCGGCGCAGGGCAUCUAGUUCCAAUCGACAAACCAGAACAGGCGCAGAAACUGAUUUCUUACUUCAUCAGGGACCUCCCUUUCCGUAAGCCUCAAAAUUUCCAUGUCCAGGAUUCGUCAAACGGAACAAUAGAAAACGUUGUAGAGUUACCAGAAAAUGGUAAAGUUACAUAUUAUUAUAGUGCUGCGGGUUUAAUCGCCAGUGUUAUUAUAAAUGUGAUCUUUGUAUUUGUAAUUGUUGGGGGCGUGCUGUAUUAUUUGAGAUAUAAGAGACGUAGUACAACAUACUUCUAUGAGGUGGCCGAUGAAGAUUCCUCUAUUACUGAUGGAAUAUUGACCAUGACGUAGUACUUAUAUAAUUGAUCAUGUAAUGAGAAAAAUAUAAAUACAUACACAUACCAAAAAAUUACAAAAUCAACAGUGAUAAAUGACUAAAAAGAGAAAGAGUGAUAAUUAAAUAUAUUGAUAAAGGUGUUCUGAUACUUCAGAAUUUGAAGUAAUAAUUUUUACUAUCAAUUAAUUAAAAUACCUAGUCAUUGGACGUCAUGGUCCAUAAUUUUUGUAAUGUAUAAGGUUAUUCGGUAAUAUUAAGUGUAAAAAAUAAAAAAAAAAAAACAAACAUCUGGACAAUAAUAAAAUUGGUGCGCCGGAAAAUAAAAAAAAAAAACUUAUUUUUUCAAGACAGUUAUACAAGAUCUUUUUAUAAAGUGGAACUAGAUGUUUCAAUGUUAACUUCGUACAUGGGCACAAGGAAAGCUCUAGAGGACGGAUGGAUGUGAAAUGAGAUAAUUAUGAAUGUAUGUGAUAUAACACGUGAAAAAUUAAUGCUUCUUCUUUUUUUUUUUUAAUAAAUUAAAAUUUAUUUUGAUUUAAAAAUUUUAGAAUGUCAACUUGACCAACGUUGUAAAAAACAAAAAAUUCAUUACUAAGUACAGUCCAGACAGGCAUUAUAUUUAUAUACAAAAAUAAUCAUUGUAGAUAAUCUAAUUAUUGAAAUAUUCAUUUUGUAUAUUAUUUUAUAAGAAUAUCCAAGGAAGAUAUUAUAUAUAUAUAUAUAUAUAUAUAUAUAUAUAUAUAUACAUCUGUAAUGGCAGACUGGACAUUAGAACUUACAUCUUUAACAGCGAGAAAGGGUGGGACCUAACAUUUAUUGUUUUGAUGGAAACUCACUUUUUUUUGUGCUUUUACUGUAUUUUUGCAAUACAAAUUUUAAUAUGUAUAGGCACUUAGUUUUAGUUUAUUAUUACUUGUUUUUUCUAAUAAUUAGUUGUAUUAUUACAAUGAAAAUAAAUCUUGGAUUUGCCAGAAAUAUAAUAAAUCAAACAGUGAUUACAUAAUAUCGAAAUAACAAAACCAGUUGCAAAUAUUUUUUUAUUUAGAAAAAAUAUCUUGUAAUUUUGUAAACAAAUAAAAUUAAUAAUCAAUUAAUUUUACUUACAAUAAAGACAGAUUCAGGAUGUGAAAAUGUACAGUUUGUUGCUUUUGGCAAAGAGUUUCUAGUUACCUUCAGUAGUGCUUGCUCGAUUGUUAAACUUGAUGUUACAGUAGCAUUGUACGAGAGACACAAUUUUAUAUAUUGUUAUAUUAUUGUAAGUCAAUCGAAAAUAUUUUAUAUUUAAUAAAAAUAAUAAUUUCUUA
This is a messenger RNA of Galleria mellonella (greater wax moth), 3147 nucleotides long. Its product is annotated as vitellogenic carboxypeptidase-like. Bases 262 to 1857 code for a protein of 531 amino acids. Gene Ontology annotation, molecular function: serine-type carboxypeptidase activity. The transcript has 8 exons. Lineage: Eukaryota; Metazoa; Arthropoda; Insecta; Lepidoptera; Pyralidae. Gene Ontology annotation, biological process: proteolysis. The record is from RefSeq and is a predicted model, not a curated record.